Vigna unguiculata (cowpea) is the source of this 4234-nucleotide messenger RNA. RefSeq names its product putative recombination initiation defect 1 (gene PRD1). The record is from RefSeq and is a predicted model, not a curated record. Gene Ontology annotation, biological process: meiotic DNA double-strand break formation. NCBI's taxonomy places the organism in Eukaryota, Viridiplantae, Streptophyta, Magnoliopsida, Fabales, Fabaceae.
UCUGGUGAUUGGUGACUACAGAGAAGAGAAUGUACUGGUGCAGCGAUUCACGCAAUGUGGACGUUGUUGACGCUGAAGACGAGGGAUUUUCAGUUUCAUGUUCUCAGGGCCAUCGAUCUUCGUUGAACCUCCGAACUCACGACGGCGCUUCCGUCUGCCUCGUCUGCUUCUCCAACCUCCUCUCCAAUCCUCUCUCUCCAACCGUCCAUGUCUCCUAUGCUCUCUCCCAGCUCUCUCGAUCCCUCUCACUGCCUCACUUCCUUCAACCGCUUCUCACAUUCCAUCCUCACUUUCUUCUUUCGCCUCUCGUCGCCGCCCUCUCCUCCUUCCACGACGAACCGAUCGCUGCACAGCUCACGCAUCUCAUCCUCGCCCUCUCUGCGUCCGCCGAUCCUUCCGUUUCCCGCGAAUUCGUCUCUAGGGUUUCCGAUCGCAUCACUUCCGGUGCUUUCGGUUGGUCUUCCCCUCAGCUGCACUUGCUUCACUGCCUUGGGGCUCUUCUGAAUUGUGAGAGGGGUGAUGAUCUCCAUAAACACAUAAAGGACAUAGGUAACCUCAUUUCUGUUCUUGUUACGGGCCUUCAGUUGCCGAGUGAGGAGAUUCGAGGGGAGGUCCUCUUUGUCCUUUAUAAACUAUCUGUUCUUGAAAGUACAUCAGCAGAGGGAGAUGGAAGUGAUAUGUUGAUUCCCUUUUGUCCACAGAUGUUGUACCUGUUGGUCGAUGUGCUCAUGAAGACUCAAAAUGACGAUGUUCGCUUGAAUUGUAUUGCACUUUUGACUAUGCUGGCUCGAAGAAAUUUGCUCAGGGAAGAAUGUGCAUAUGAUACUUAUAACAUCUCUUCCAAUGAAAGAGUUGACGCUAAAGAAACUGAAGAUGGCACCAAGGGCACAACUCUAGUAAAUCUGUUUGCUGAAGCCAUCAAAGGCCCAUUACUUUCGUCAGACAGUCAAGUUCAAAUCGGCACUCUAGAUUUACUCUUUCACUAUUUGUCUUCAGUCAAAACUUCAGACUAUCAGAUUCGAGUCUUGGUGGAAGAAAAUAUUGCAGAUUAUUUAUUUGAAAUAUUAAGAUUGUCUGAGUACAAGGAUCCAGCAGUCAAGAUGUGCCUUCAGGUAUUGGACCUUUUAUCAACUGCUGAGGAAACUUUUAAACUAAGACUCGUUGUUGGAAUUUCAACUCUUAUCCCAGCAUUACAUUAUGUGGCGGAUAUUCCUUUUCACCCUGUCCAGUGUGCCACACUGAAGCUCAUUUAUGAAUGCAUUUCGGAGUGCCCUGGAUCUGUAUCAAUUUCUCAAAUACAGGAACUGAUUCUUGUUUUGAUAAGAAUGCUUGGGAAGCAUUCUGAUGGAGAAAUGGGUAUGAUUCCCGAGACCUUUAUAAUGGUCUGCUCCGUCUUUGUGGCUCUUAUAAGAUAUCCAUCUUGUACUGGAGCUCUAGAUCUGUCAAAAUCAAUCGGGGAAGCAACAAGACAUGCCAUUUUAGCUUGUCUCUCUGUCUCUGAAAGGAAUGCCAACCAAAUUUUGCAAUGCUUGUACCUCCUUAAAGAGGCAUAUGCAUACAGUCACGAUGGAAACUCCAGUAACUCUAGUAAGCUGGAACUUCAAAGCAGUAUUCUAGAUACAUGCAGUGCCUAUUUACUGCCUUGGCUUGUAAUGGGCAUCAAUGAAAUGGAAGAGGACAUUGCCCUGGGAUUGCUGGAAACUUUUCAUUCGAUACUGCUUCUGCAGUCUAGUAUUAAUGCCACGGAAUUUGCAGAGACUUUGAUUUCAGUCGGUUGGUUCAGUUUUUCAUAUGAAUGCCUGGGUUUGUUUACAGGAGAUAGGAUGAAAAAUAGAAUAUAUUUGUUGCUAAGUUCACUCAUGGAUUCUCUACUAGGGAAUGAUUCUGGACAACCAAUUAGAGAGGCUAUUCUACACCUGUCUCACGAUCCUAUCGAUUUACUCUUUUUGCUUGGGCAAAGGAGUACUAACAGUUUGGAUUUGCCUUCUUGUCAAUCUGCUAUUUUUCUGAUUUUGUACACCAGUUCGUUAUAUGAUGAAAGACUUGCAGAUGAGAAGUUGAUUUUAGCUUCUCUUGAACAAUAUAUUCUUCUCAAUAGGAGUGAUUUUCAUCAUCGGACCACCGAUAAUAUGACCGUGACACGACUGGUGAAUCUUUACAGUUUGUUAAGGGGUCUUGACAAUACGAACUACCCAAUUCACUACAGUCGAGAAGCGGAGGAGAUAAUAUUCCAGCUCAUAAACAACGGUGAAUGGGACUUACUUUCAGCCAGAAUUCACACAGUAUCAUUGAAGUGGUUGUUUCAGCAAGAUAACAUAAUCAACUCAUUAAGCCAUCAGAUUUUGAAAUUCUGCAGAAGCUAUAACAUAGAAGAGACUGACAUAAUUAUUGGAAACAAUAAUCAAAAUGUAAAUGUACAGACACUAGCAGAGUUAGUAUCAACUGAAGAUAACUACGGAGCUAGAAUUUUUGUGUGCCUAUUAGCACAGCUCUUGGAGGAAGAAAGCCAUGAGUGUGACGUAGUAUGUGUUCUUAAUGUCGUGGCAACUAUGGUUCAUGCCUACCCAACUGCUUGUGAGCAAUUAUCUUUGCAUGGAAUAGCGACAACAAUCAGGAGUUGGUUUUAUUUGAAUAAUUCUUUGCCCACAACAACUUACAUGUCCAUCUUGAUUUUGGUUUUUAACACUUUGAGUUCAGUGCAUCCUCAAACACUGUCUGCUGAUCAAAGUUGGGUUGCGGUAACCAUGAAGGUGUUACAAGGACCAAAUGAAGUAGAUUACAGCAGAGCCAUUGUUACAGAUGAGGUUGAAAAAUACUGUGAUCUGACAUUACAAAAGUUUUAUAACCCCCCAACUAUCCCUAAACAUUCUAGAAAACACAAUGAUUUAGUUAAUGAUUGUUCUCACACCACGUUACCACUUCUGCAGAUGAUGGAGUAUUCAAUUCCAUCCGAAAAGGUUGAUAUCUUAAAUGACGAAAGUCUCUUCGUUAUUGGCAUUCUUUCCUUUAUUAUGCAUCUUUCCACCAAGAAAACACUUGAAGAGACUUCAAAGGCCAUUCUAUUUAAUACUUCCAUAAUCUCUUUGGUCAACACGGUAAUUUGUGCUGCUUCUUCGAAGGGACAUGCUUUGGUAGACCACGACGAGGGAACAAGAACCGGAGAAACUUUAAUAUUUUUGCUUUUGCUUCAUUACUUCGCCGUUAAAAGCUUGCAUGCUAUCCUACCAGGGUUUGUGGAUUGGCAAAGCUUCCUUGUUUCAAUGAAACCAUCGGAGCCACUCGCCUUCAUUGGCAUCCGUUGCCAUGACUUGUGCAGACUCCUGCAUUUUGGUUCUCCUGCAAUCAAGAUAGCUGCUUCUUAUACUCUGUUGGAGUUAUUUAACAGAAUAUCAGAUCAAAUAAACAAUAAUCAUGAAGAGCUGAGAUGUAAUGUUGGGUACUUGAUGUCCAUAAGGAGUAUAUUGGAAGGGCUGGUCUUCUAUAAUGAUCUGAGAGUCGCUACAAAUUGUUGCCUCUGCCUGUCAAUGAUUCUGGGAUGGGAAAAUCUGACAAACAAAACCAAACUCUUAGAAGGGAGUAGCUGGUGUAGACUGAUUAUUGAGGAGAUGACAGUAUCUUUUGCAGCUCCUGCUUUAGCAUCGCAGUCAUUCAUGAACACACAAAGUCCUCAAGUAUUUAUAGCUAUAGCUGUGCUGAAACUGUGUAAAAUCCCUCAGUGGAUGAGAUCUGUGUUUGAUAGUUCAAGUAUAUCUGGCAUACUGGAUAAUCUUACUGCAAGUAACUUGAGUUCGGAGAUUUUGGUUUUAUUUCGAGAACUACUGAAAUCUAACUUCUUAAGUACAGAACAAAUUGCAACUAUAAAUCAAAUGCUCCAGGAAUGCAGAAAGCGCAUUUACACUAACAAUGCUCAAGAGGAUCUCCCAAAUGAGGCGAUAAAGAAGGACCUCACCGCAUCGUAUGAUACGGGAGACAUUUGUGAGUUUCUCAUUGAUUUAAUGACAUCAGAGGCAUACAUAGAUACGGGCAGUAGAAAGCUCUUAGAAGAAAUAGAGAUGUUUUACAGUUCCUUGUCUGUAGAUGAUGGUGAUUGUAGGUAGCUUUGGUUUUUGAUCUAAUCCAUGGGACACUUGAAUUUGGCAACUAACAAAAAGGACAUGUCUAGAAUUCGUUGACGAACUAAAAGAAUGUUUCUGUGAGCCUAGACAAUUAAUUUCUAAAUAAAAUUGAUUUUGAA